UAACAAUCUGUUGCCAUCAUUGCAUUCUGCGUUUGUAAUAAAAAAAUAUACUACAACAAGUAUCACAAUUUGAAAAAAUCAGUUGGUAUCUUGUAGAUACUACAUUUGGCCUCUAUUGUAUCUCUAUGCUAUUUAUCGUUCAUUUCAGUUCAGUUAAAAUUGAUAACAACAAAAAUACACACGAUUACUGCUGCAAGUGCAACAAAUAAAUAUUUAUUUUUUCGAGUGGGUACCCAAACAGCAAGAACAACAAAAAUUGUUAAACCAACAUCAACUCAAAAAAUAAAAACUCAAGAACACCAGCAGCAACAGCAAAAUCUUAACCAUCAACACCAUCCCAAAUACAAGAUGCCCAUUAAUAAAGUUGUAAUUUUACGUCACGGUGAGAGCGAAUUUAAUAAAUUGAAUUUAUUUUGCGGUUGGCAUGAUGCACCACUAACGGAAAAAGGUCUUGAAGAUGCUUUAAAAAUUGCCGUAACCGGUCUACGUCUUCAUAAUAUGCAAUUUGAUUUCAUUUACACUUCCCUGCUGCAAAGGGCCCAUCAGACUGUCAAUGUAAUUAAAAAGGAAAUGAAUUAUGAAAAUGUUCCCGUCAUUUAUGAUUGGCGUUUAAAUGAACGUCAUUAUGGUAAUUUAACUGGAUUUAAUAAACGUCAAGUGGCCAAUAAAUAUGGUGAAGAAAAGGUACAAAUCUGGCGUCGCUCAUUUGAUGUCUUACCCCCACCGAUAACACCCGACAAUCCCUAUUACGAUAAAAUACGCAAUAAUCCGAAAUUUAAAGAUAUACCAAAGGACCAAUUUCCCGAUAAUGAAUCAUUAAAAACGCUAAUGUUACGCACAGUACCACUGUGGGAAAAUGAAAUAAUGCCAAAAGUAUUAAAGGGACAAAAAGUUUUGAUAGUGGCUCAUGGAACGGUAGUAAGAGCUCUUAUGAAAUAUAUCGAAGAUAUAAGCGAUGAGGAUAUAAUGAAAUUGAAUAUACCGAAUAGUGUACCCUGUGUCUAUCAAUACGACAUGGAAUUGGGCAUGCGUGUGGAUAAUGUCCAGUAUUUGGCCGAUGAGGAUUAUGUAAAAAGGGAAAGCGCCAAAGUAGCUUCUAUAGGCAAUUGAAUGAAAAACACACAAAUAGAAGUAAUAAUAUUAAUAUCUACAAUUAUAACAACGGACUGAUAUUUUACACAAAAAAAAAAAAAAACAAUUGUUGCAUAAUUUAGAUUUGUAUUUGAGGAAUUUAUGAAAUACUGUUGGAAUUUUUUUGAGGAUUUUGUAAUAUUAAUUCUUAAUGCGCAUAAAAUGUAAUUAUCAUUAGAGUGUUUAAUAACUUUUUCUUUUGUAAAUUUAUUAUAAAUAAAAUUAAUUUAUUGUAUACAA
Messenger RNA from Lucilia cuprina (Australian sheep blowfly), 1371 nucleotides. Its product is annotated as 2,3-bisphosphoglycerate-dependent phosphoglycerate mutase-like. Gene Ontology annotation, biological process: glycolytic process. The record is from RefSeq and is a predicted model, not a curated record. Gene Ontology annotation, molecular function: intramolecular phosphotransferase activity. Bases 349 to 1110 code for a protein of 253 amino acids. NCBI's taxonomy places the organism in Eukaryota, Metazoa, Arthropoda, Insecta, Diptera, Calliphoridae. The transcript has 5 exons.